UCUCACCACAAUUUACACUGCCUGCACACAGCUAAUCAAGAAACUCGUACCAAAUGCAAUCAAAACCUCUCCAUCAAUGGCGCUACCUUUGUCCCUCGCCACCAGCUGCAAUUGGAAACCCUUAUCUUCAGUAAAUUCCAAUUUCAGUUUCCCAACUUCGUCAUCUUACAUGGCGCAGCAGUCAAAUGUUUUCUUUCCAUUGAGAAAAGAAUACAGGCGGCAGAAUCGGGGCCUAUGUAUCUUUAGCGGGUCGGAUUCCGGCGAGAGCAGCUCUCAAGAUGAUGAAGAAGAUAGUUUGGGGGUCAAAGCUGCAUUAUCAAUGCUCAAGUUCUAUAAAAGGGAAAUCUCACCAAUAAUGCCAAAAAGUUGUCGCUAUGUACCAACAUGCAGCGAAUACUCCAUGAUCGCUUACAAGAAAUAUGGUGUUGUUAAAGGGACAAUCUUGACAGCGUGGCGUCUUUGUCGCUGUAACCCUCUAGGAGGAUCUGGCUUUGAUCCCCCAAGAUGGUUCGGCGAGGAAAGUCCACCACUGGAAUGAUACUUGGUAUCAGAUAUAAAUACAGGUAUAUUGCUUUUGGUAAUGCAAACUCAGGAAGAAAAAAUACAUAACCAUUGUUUAUGGUAUUCAGUUAUGCAGUCAAAGUAGCAUAUUUCUUUAGCUGAUAUAUAGAUAAAAUGUAUUUAUUGUUUUCUUGAUGCAGUUCAGCUCUGUCUUUUAAUAGCUUGUAUUCUAGUUGGUUUUAAGUGUGAGCAAAAAGUCUGUUAAAGAUGAAGGUUUGUCCAAUUUGUAUAGAAUGUGAGUCUCCGGUAUUUUUAGAGGGGUAGUACUAAGCAUUAGAACAGCACAUCUAAACCAAAUCUGCAGCAGCAUACAUUUGAAAGUUGUCUACUUCUGUCACUUGGAGAUUCAUACACCAAAGUUUAAAUUCAUCAUUGUAAAAAAUCUCCUGAUAAAGAAAUGAAACUGCAUUUUAAGAAUUAUUCC
Messenger RNA from Nicotiana attenuata, 985 nucleotides. RefSeq names its product UPF0161 protein At3g09310. The transcript has 5 exons. The coding region runs from base 77 to 538 and encodes 153 amino acids. The record is from RefSeq and is a predicted model, not a curated record. Lineage: Eukaryota; Viridiplantae; Streptophyta; Magnoliopsida; Solanales; Solanaceae.